This is a messenger RNA of Capronia coronata CBS 617.96, 1554 nucleotides long. RefSeq lists its product as uncharacterized. Bases 1 to 1554 code for a protein of 517 amino acids. The record is from RefSeq and is a predicted model, not a curated record. Gene Ontology annotation, cellular component: membrane. Gene Ontology annotation, biological process: carbohydrate transport; transmembrane transport. Lineage: Eukaryota; Fungi; Ascomycota; Eurotiomycetes; Chaetothyriales; Herpotrichiellaceae. Gene Ontology annotation, molecular function: carbohydrate:proton symporter activity. The transcript has 2 exons.
AUGGAUGUCGUCCGACGCAAUAAGGGGGCGUUCAUCGUCGCCAUCGUCGCCAACACCGGGUCGAUGUUGUUUGGCUUCGACACCGGUGUCGCCGGCGCUGUCACGUCGAUGAUGAGCUUCCGCAAGGAUUUCCACUUGGCUGCCAGCCCGUCCAAAGCGGCAGCAUCUUCUUCCAACAUUGUAGCCCUACUCAAUGCAGGCGCGUUCUUCGGAGCCAUGGCUCCAUCGCUGGUCGGCCGCCACAUCGGCCGUCGCCAUAUGCUGGCGCUCGCGGGAUUCCUGUUCAUGAUCGGCGGCAUUCUCCAGACCGCAGCGCAGCCCCCGUCCCUGUCGAUGCUCUACGGUGGAAGAGUCAUAGCGGGCUUCGGCGUCGGCAUCAUCAGCAACACCACGCCGGUGUUCGUGGCCGAAUGUUCUCCAAAGCACCUGCGUGGGCUGAUGAUGGCCUUCUUCGAGAUGUUCCUCGUCUCGGGCGGCAUGCUGGCAUACUGGACCACCUAUGGAUGUUCGCUGCACGUGUCUCCCACAAAGUCGAGUCAAUGGCGCAUCCCGCUCUCCAUCCAGAUCAUUCUCGCCGGCAUCGUCACCAUCUCUUGCUGGUUCGCCCCCGAAUCGCCCAGGUGGCUGGCCCGUGGGGAUCGCUGGGACGACGCUCGCCGGUCUUUGGCGCGUCUCCGCAAUCUGCCCGAGUCCGACGAGGCCAUCACGGUCGAGAUGGCCGAGAUUGCCACCCAGAUCGACGAGGAGAUUGCCUCGACCAACGGACGCAGUUUCAAGGAGAUGUUCAUGGGCAAGAACUUCACUCGCUUGUGCUGGGGCCUCGGCGUCGCCUGUCUGGCCAUGUGGACCGGCCACAACAGCAUCCUGUACUACGGACCCACCGUCUUCCGCGAAAUCGGCUUCACGGCCCAGGACGCGGCGCUGUUCGCGUCCGGCAUGAUCACCGUCAUCAAAUUCGGCGUGACAGGCAUCUUUGUCCUGACGGGAAUCGGCAUCUUCAAACGCAAACAUCUGUUCGCAGUCGGCGCCUUCUUCAUGGGUGUCUUCAUGUUCGCUCUCGGGGCCAUCUUGGCCACAAACCCUCCUUACAAGGGAAGCGAGCAUUCCCCCGCCGGAAGAGGCAUGAUGGCCAUGAUCUAUCUUUUCAUCGUGGCCUAUUCCAUGUCCUGGGGUCCGGUCUCCUGGGUCUAUAUGGGCGAAAUCUUCCCAACUCGCCUCCGUGACUGGGGCAUGGGCCUCUGCGGCUUGAUGACCUGGGGUAUGAACUACUGUGUGUCCAAGCUCACGCCCAUCAUGGUUCUCAACAUUGGAUGGAAGACCUGGAUGAUUUUCGGCACCAUGAACAUCGUCGCCGUCAUCUUUUCCAUUUUCAUGCCCGAGACCAAGGGCGUCAAGUUGGAGGAUAUGGAUGUCUUGUUUGGUGUCGUCGACGAGGAGAGCCGCAGACAAGACAUCGAGAAUCAUAUUGCUGCGGUGGAGAAGCGUGUCGAUGGCGCUGACGAAAUCGGCGCUGAGGAAGUCGGAGCUGUGGCUGCCACACCGAAGGCGAUGUAA